AUGACGACUGCCAUGGCCCGGUUGCCCUGCAAACAAUCGUCGUCGCCCUCGCAGCAGACGAGAGUGAACAAUUUCGGAAGCAGCCGGAACCCAUACUGGGAUAUGCAGCAGAUCAGGCAUCCCGCACCGUCGUACGUUAGAAAUCAUCAUCGACAUACCGACUAUACAGGGAAGCGGAAGAGCGCCGUAGAACUACUACAGGAAACGAAAGCCUUCUACGUAAAGAGCGAGACCGUGCUAGAUCGGAAACAGGAGCUGAAGAACAGCGGACACUUGCAGGUUUCGCAGCUGAGCGCACCUGGCGCACCGCCUCCGAGAUUGCUGCGAAAAUGUACAGGCAACUCAUGCCCCAUGCAGCCGACGUCGCCGUCGCAAUUGCAACCAACUCCCAUGACGCCGCCCUGCUGCUGGGCCUCGUGUCACGAACAAGACAGACUAGAUGGGAUUCUGAGUCCUCAACAAACACUGCCACCCGCGCUGCCACCGAAGAGUCCACGUUUGGUUCCGGUUCCCCAAAGACGGACAAUUUCGGGACCCCCGAGCGGUACCGGGGGCGAGUUGCAAACAAAGCUGCGUCGACUACUGAACACCGACAGCAAGGAGAAUAUGUUCUUUCCCGACAGCCCGCCGCAGAGCACGGCGCAGAGCAACGGAGUGCCAACACGAGAAGAGAAAUUCCGAUACUCGCCUGGAAGUCUCUCGCCCGGUUGUCGGGACGACGAUCGUAUUCUGGUGAGAAGGAAAUCGCGACAUAUCGAUCUUGGCCUCCAUUGCGCGCCGCAAGAUGUUCGCUUCAAGUUCGGUAGAAGCAACUCGCACUCGCACACUUCCGGUAGAUCCGGUCGGAAGUCAAACAGCUCGCCGUCGGUGGAAAACACGAUAUGCCACAAGUCGCUGCCGGAUUUACACACGAGUACGCGUCGUCGAGCAUCGCUCUCACCGCGCGCAUCUACGAAAUUAUCCGCGAAGCCGUCUGCUCAUCAUCAGGCUACGAACACAAGCAAUUGCCCGGACUAUGAAACUAGUUCAGAUUAUUCGGACCAUAGUUUUAAACGGGACGCUGUUUGUUAUCGCAGUUCCCGCCAUAUCAGGCGGUCUUUGGGAUCUGGUGGUGGCGAUGCGAGCAGCGUGUUAUCCUCGGGCGGACGAACACAGAAGUCAUCAGGUUCCAGCAAGUUGAGCCACGGGGCGACAGCCAGAGACUCCGGCGGCUCCUCUGGACACUGUACUCAUCGCAGCGAGCCAGCGCCCAGGAUACAGGAUUGUUGGACUCAUAUACGAAGAGAUAGCGGUGCGUCCACACAACAUUCUACCGAGAAAGAUCGAUCUAGAAAAGGCAGCUAUAUUGGUGGAACACCGCCAUCGGUUGUGAGACACUACAGCCCGGAGUCUGAAAGUAGCAAUAGUCAAACAGAUUACAGCCCAACUUGUAAUUCAAGGUUCUCCGAUGGUUGGAAGGAAGGUCGCGGUCGACCGAUCCUACGAUCUAAAUCAGACAUUAGCGAUCGAUAUUGGCGCCAGGAUAAUGGCCGUUCCAGCAAAGUAUCCUCUCGCCCGCCGCGAUCGAUGACUCAACUUGAGAAUUUCUUCGACCGUUUAGGACUGGACUCGGAUAACUAUCAGCGUAUAACGGAACCCGACUCCAAGACGUCGUCGCCCGUAUUCUUCGACAGUGUUAGCUCUGUGGACUCGGCGUUGGGCCUCUACUCCUGGGUCGGCACUAAUCAGACGAAUCAGGGUAGCCAGUGGCAAAAUAACUGCAGUAUUGGCAUGGGUAACGACGAGUGUAACCAAAGGGUAAACGAUCCGCCGAGUAUCGUCGAGCGAAACGCACGUAUUAUCAAAUGGCUUUGCCAAUGCCGCAAAGUGCAGUUAGGAUACAGUUAAACAACGAGUUUCUCAGCGUGAAUAAAUUCUUUCAUUUCUAAUG
Molecule: messenger RNA, 1930 nt
Organism: Cyphomyrmex costatus
Lineage: Eukaryota; Metazoa; Arthropoda; Insecta; Hymenoptera; Formicidae
Exons: 7
Coding region: 1-1887 (628 amino acids)
Source: RefSeq, a predicted model, not a curated record